Molecule: messenger RNA, 382 nt
Organism: Aspergillus caelatus
Lineage: Eukaryota; Fungi; Ascomycota; Eurotiomycetes; Eurotiales; Aspergillaceae
Exons: 1
Coding region: 110-340 (76 amino acids)
Source: RefSeq, a predicted model, not a curated record
UUUUAUUUGGCCUUUUUUCGCCCCUUUCUUUUAUGUACUUCAUGACUCACCUUACCGAACCCUUUCCUUCUUUGUGCCAAUCCCCUUUGUUCCCUACCUUCUUCAUUCAAUGCCCCUUAAUCCAUACUUUUUUUUUUUUUUCAAACAAGAUUUCUUUGUUGUAUUUCUAGCUACAUACGCAGUUCGGGGUGGUUUUAGUGAUUUAUUCCUCAUCAUAUUUUCUUCUAUUACUUUAUUUUUUACCUCUCCUGGUUUCAUGCGUCAUGCUCUCUUUGGUUGUAUAUGUCUUGUUCCGCGCAAUGAUGAAUAUGAAUAUGGGGUACACUCCGGCUCGAUCUAAUGGGGAUAUACAUAUAAUAAUAAUUCAAAGAAUAUGUUUACA